Messenger RNA from Lodderomyces elongisporus, 951 nucleotides. It is a transcript of the gene RBT7, whose product is annotated as Rbt7p. The record is from RefSeq and is a predicted model, not a curated record. The transcript has a single exon. Gene Ontology annotation, cellular component: extracellular region. Gene Ontology annotation, molecular function: RNA binding; ribonuclease T2 activity. Lineage: Eukaryota; Fungi; Ascomycota; Pichiomycetes; Serinales; Debaryomycetaceae. The coding region runs from base 1 to 951 and encodes 316 amino acids. Gene Ontology annotation, biological process: RNA catabolic process.
AUGAUCUCCAAUUUUUUUGCAGCUGCAUUGGUAGCACAACUUUCCAUGGCCGAGCCAUACUUUGGGAAAUACUUUCAUGGUCAACGUACUUCAUCAGACUCCUCUUCGGGUCCAAACCUUUACUCGGUUGAGGAUUGUUCUGCGUUUAUUUCUGAAACAAAUAAUACUUGGUCGUGUCACAACUCGACGGCCAUCUCUGAUUCGUGCUGCUUUGAGGAUUAUGGAAUCUUGAUGCUGACCCAAUUCUGGGAUUACAAUACGACAUUGUUGAGCAUUGCUGUUAAUGGUACAGCCCAAGAUAUUGUCAAAUCAGAUAUCCAAGCUCAGAUUGAUAGUUUGUACGAUGACGUGAGAAGAACAUUCACCAUCCAUGGGUUAUGGAAUGAUCUUUGUGAUGGUUCAUAUAGGUCCAAUUGUCAGCCUGAUUUGGAAUUAGACGAUGCUAGAGAUAAUUUGACGCACUUGAUUGGGGAAGAAUUUCAUGAGCCCGAGUUGUUGCAUAUUAUGAAAAAGUAUUGGAUCAAUACCGAGAAAUCCAAUGUUGAGGACCAAGCAAGUGUUGCGUUAUGGGAACACGAGUAUAAUAAGCACGGUACAUGUAUGAAUACCCUUAAUCCGCCAUGCUUCACUGGUGAGUUUAGAGAACACGAGCAAGCAGUGCAGUUUUUCAAGAAAGUUGUUGAGAUUUGGUCACAGCUUGAUACUUUUGAGUUUCUUGCUGCGGCAGGUAUCUAUCCAACGGUUGCUAAGCAAUACAAGUUGCGCGACGUACAAGAUGCAUUGGCAAAGGCUCAUGGAGGUCAAGUGUAUGUAGGUUGUUUGAAUGGUGCCAUUGAUGAGAUCUGGUACUAUCACAACUUGCAAGGUAAUGUCUUGACCGGAACAUAUAGAGCCAUUGACACUUUGACCAACUCUACAUGCAAGGAGAAUGUUUGGUAUAUUCCAAAAUAG